This is a messenger RNA of Cheilinus undulatus (humphead wrasse), 1924 nucleotides long. RefSeq names its product integral membrane protein 2C-like. Gene Ontology annotation, molecular function: amyloid-beta binding. Gene Ontology annotation, cellular component: Golgi apparatus; extracellular exosome; plasma membrane. NCBI's taxonomy places the organism in Eukaryota, Metazoa, Chordata, Actinopteri, Labriformes, Labridae. The transcript has 6 exons. Bases 164 to 943 code for a protein of 259 amino acids. The record is from RefSeq and is a predicted model, not a curated record. Gene Ontology annotation, biological process: negative regulation of amyloid precursor protein biosynthetic process.
CAGAUAGCGGAGCAGUGGUGAGAAGAGGACGAGCUGACAACGAGGUGAGGGGUUGUUCUGGAAAGGUGUUGAGCUAUUGUGACUACAGGCGGAGAGCGAGGACACCUGCAGACAGACAGACAAACAGACAGGAGGACAGACAGGCAGAUUUUGACACCGAGCCAUGGUGAAGAUCAGCUUCCAGUCUGUCGCGGGACAGAAAGUGGAGAAGGAGAAUGAUGGCGACAAGACCGAAAUCCUCAUUCCUCAUCCAGUGGAUGAGGAUGAGCUGGUCCUGCCGCUCCGGCCCAAAAAGUCCCCCCUGAACGGCCUGUGCUGCCUGACAUUCGGCCUUGUUGUGUUCAUGGCUGGUCUGGUCCUUGCCUCCAUUUAUGUCUACCACUACUACUUUAUACCUCAUAUCCCCGAGGAGAACCUUUUCCACUGCAGGGUGCGGUACGAGGACUCUGUGUACGCCCCCCUGCGUGGGCGUCAGGAGCUGGAGGAGAACGUUGGCAUCUACUUGGCUGAAAACUACGAGAAAAUCACUGUGCCUGUGCCUCACUUCGGAGGCAGUGACCCUGCUGAUAUAAUCCAUGACUUCCACAGAGGGCUAACUGCCUACCAUGACAUCGCUCUGGACAAGUGCUACGUUAUAGAGCUCAACACCACCAUCGUGAUGCCUCCACGCAACCUUUGGGAGCUUCUAAUCAAUGUCAAGAAGGGAACAUACUUGCCUCAGACCUACAUCAUCCAUGAGGAGAUGGUCGUGACUGGCAAAGUGCACAACAUGCGUCAGCUGGGACCAUUUAUCUACCGCCUGUGCAAUGGGAAAGACACGUACCGCCUGAGCCGCCGUGUCACCCGUAGACGCAUCAACAAGCGCGAGACGAAGGACUGCCACCACAUCCGUCACUUUGAGAAUACAUUUGUGGUGGAGACGGUUAUCUGCGAUGAAGCGUAAACACGGCGGUCACCCGUGUCACCCCACCCACCCAAAAGGCACAUCUCCGUCACUACCCCAGCCACUGUAGCAUCCUCCUGUGGAUCUGAUCUUGUCUGAGUCGCACUUUACUUCUUUUAGUUUGUCUUUUUGUAAAAGGGUUUUUUUUAUGUAUUCCCUGCCUUCUUGAUGCGUUGUUGUUUUUAGUUUCUAUCUCCCGUAGGUGAUAUUUUCUCUGACAUGUGAUGCAAUACUAAGCUGCUGGUUUUAUCACGGGAUUUUCCUUGUAGCACAGUCUUUAAGCCAAUAAUGAACACAGUUUUAACGCCUCUGCUCCUCCUCUGGGGAUCUGUUGCUGUCGUUUAGGGAGAUGACUAUCUCCAUGUGUUGCCAAGUUGACUGUACUUGUGUAGUUUCUCCUGUACAGGAGGUGUCUCUUAGUAUCAGUCAUCUGUACAGAGCAUGAACUUCUUGAGCUAACCUUACUCUCAGAUUAAGUUUACCUUAUAUUCUUUUUAAUAUUAACUGCUAAUGGCUCAUUGCUUGCUUGCAUAUUUAUUCUCUUGCCUGCCUGUGGCAUCCUUGCAUCACUCCCUGCGUCUCUAAGUAGGUGUAAGAACAGGUUGCAUCAGGCAUUUGAUUGCACUCACAUGUUGGUAUCUUAUUGAAAUGAGUGAAGAUUGUAGUUACUUUUAAAGCCUCAUCAGCUUUUCUCUUUUUACUGUCAUGAGCUUUUUUACUCACUUUAAAUCAUUGCCUUUGUGAAUCCUUUUAAACAACAUCCUUGUUUCCCUUGCAUGUGUUAUCUAUAUGAGAAAAACGGCACUGUUAGAAUGUUUUGUAAAACUACGUUAAAGCCUUAGUCCAGACUAUGGAUUAAAGUCAAUGCUACUGUAAUGGUAGUGUAAAACAUGGUAUGUUAGUUAAACAAAACCAACUUUCAGCUGUAUAUUUUGUCUGCCAAUGAAAUCUGUCUGUGAAUAAAGUAGUGGAAAUAACUUA